GGCUCCUGCCGCCAGCCAGCAAGCAAAUAUAUUACCUUGCCCCGGCUUGUUGCACAAACUGCCAUUUUCCCCCCAUUUUUUCCGCCUUAGUGUAUGUGCACAUGUGUGUGUGUGUUAGCGCGUGUGUGCUGGGGCGCGUAGGUGCUUUGUGCUAGCAAAGUGCUUUUUUGACAAACCAACAAUUACUCAAAAAAAACAAAAACAACAACAAAUAACAGUGUAUAAAGAAAAGUAAAAAAAAAAUCGUUGCAAAAAUAUUUUUUGUUGCUGUUUUUGUGUUGCGCUACCCGGCGAACGCAUAAAUAUUAAAGUUUCCAUAGCGCGGCGCAGCGCGUUUGUUGUCGUGUGCGUGCGUGCCACAUUAGUGUUGUACGACUCCUGCGCUCCACGUUCGCUCGUGCUGCUGGUCUCCUGACCUCCACCUGCCAGCCAGCUGUGAUUGAAUGUGCCGCAAUGUGCCAUUUCACUGCCGCCUGCCACAAAAUGCUGCUGAUCGCUCCCAAAUGAUGUGCAACAGUGUCAUUGCCACUGCCAUUACGCGCGCCACGGCUGUUGCUGCUGCCGCUCCCACCGCCACUGCUCGCGCUGCCACAACGAUAAACGCUACUAACACUGCCAACAACAGCAACAAUAAGAAAAAUAAUAAAAAUAUUAUAAAUAAAAGCAACAACAACGCACACAACAACAACAACAGCAACAACCAGAAGUGCCGGCUCACAUGAGCCGAGUGAGUUGGACUGCGGAACGCAACAACGUCAAGCGCGCGGCGCGCAACGUCCAAGUUUUUGCAACAACUCCCACGACAACAAUAAAACGAGAAGAGUGAUAGCGCGCGGCGGCACCACACAGCGCGCAAUCCCUGUCGUAUACAAAGUUAUUAUUAUUUUCGGGUUUACUUGUGGACUUGGUUGUUGGGGUUUCGUUGUUGCGCACAGGCGUUAGCUGCACGCUGUUGCGUUAGUUUCGUGUUGUUUUUAUUUGCGCGACAUUGUGUUUGGUCGGUGUUGAAGCGCCGCGUAUAAAAUGAAAUACAACUGUUCAUGUGAUUGCAAUUGCAGCGACCGCGCCUCGUGCAGCACCAACAUCACCGAUCGCCGUCCGAGCGAUAUAAUGGCCAAUGGUGAUUGCUAUCGCCGAUUGUCGAAUUCAUCGUCCGCAUUGUACGGCAGUUGUCCACAGCUAACGCAGCAUUGCGAUUUAAUACAGCAACAACAGCAACAACAACAACAACCACAUUGUCCACACAUCAGCGCCAGCGAACAAGUAGCGCAACAAGCGAAACAGCAUUAUCAGUCGACACAUCAGCAAACACGUCAAUACUCGAGUUUAGUACGUACCCGCCCGUCGCGCAGUCCAGUGCUUUGUCAGCGCUGUGCCGUGUGACGAAGGAAUAAUCAAGCUUGCACACAUCCCGAUAGGUCCACAGUCACUUGCGCGCUCACAUUCACCGCAGCGCGCUCGACGAAGCACAGCGCCAAAGCCGCAAAGGAGACGAAUGCAGUAGACGCGACAGCAGCAACAGCGACAUCGACUACGGCGACAGCAAAAAACGCGUCUGCCGCGAAAUCAACUUCUUUGGCAUUUGUGUCCUACAAACCAACAGCACUCACCCCGAAAAUCAAUAGAGCGCAGCAAUUGCAACAGGAAUUUACAUCGUCCAUCGCCACACCGGCCGUGACCGCGACGCGUUAUUUGUGUCAGCGCUGUAGAUACAACAAUCAACCAAUCACUUGGUGGGUCUCCUGUCCGCGUCUCUCCAAUUUGGGCUCGACUCUGAGCCUGCAACCUAGCGCCACUGCCGCAACCGACCUACAACUACAACUGCAGCGACAGCAAGCAAAAACUCCAGCGCAGCCAACACAAGCAAUACCACAGGCGCGCGUCGCCGGCAGCAACUACGAUUAUCAACACCAUCAAGAGCGUCCCUUGCCCGCGCCACCAAUAAGCAACGCAACGCGCGAAGACCCGCCCACGCCAAGUGACAGCAACAGCAGCAGCAACAUGGCCACCACAGCCACCGCAAAGAAGACCGUCACGCGCCAACAACUCUAUGGCUCCAAUCGUUGUCUGCGGCAGCAAUCAAGUGUCCAUUAUCCACUCGAUCAUGGCGGCAUGCAGCCGUCACAUGUUGGCGGUGCCAGCGGCGGCACGCUGAAACGUCAGCCAUGCGCGCUCUCGCAUUCGCGUUCCAUUACCGCGCUACAGAAUAUGGAUCUCUAUGGCAGCUAUGCAACAUUGCCAUCGUCAGCAGCCGCCGCACCGUUGGACACACCACAACGCGCGUACUGUGCGCGUCAUUUGCCGGCUGCUGCUGCCGGUGGUGGUGGUGGCGUUGGCGCGAGUGUGAGUGGCAGUCACACAUGGCACCCGAGUCAGUAUGCGGCCGCAACACCUUGCUGUCAUCUGUACAAUGCCAACCAGGCAGCUGCGGCGCCUACAUGCAUGUAUGCUGGCGGUGGGUUGGGCCAUGCAUGCCAGCAGCAAGCGCCGCCAACGCACCCACACCAGCAGCAGCAACAACAGUAUCCACGCGCCGCGCUACUGCAUGACAGUCAUAAACCUUUGGUGCCCAACGGCUGUUAUUUCGGCUAUGAGCAUAACACGCAUUUGACCGAUGAGGAGGAUUCGGCAUUUCCGGGUUUCCACGACCGUGAAUUUCACAUGCUGCACCGAAAUAUACCGGCCUUGCGGCGUACUGGUGUUGACACGGCAGGAAUUAGACAGUAUUUCUAUCCGGAUGGCGGCUGGGGUUGGAUCAUAUGUGGCAUAGCCUUUUUGGUGCAUAUACUAACGACAGGUUUACAGCUGUCAAGCGGUCUAUUACUCUUUUAUGCCAUAGAACAUCUGAGAGACUCCAAUGGCAUUGAGUGGGUUGGUGCUUUAAACUGGUCAAUUUCUAUGUUACUAUCACCGUUUGUGAUCACAUUUUGUCGAAAGAAAUCGACGCGACUGAUGGCAGUGGUCGGUGGUCUAGUGCUGCCAUUAGGCAUACUAUUUACCUCCUUUGCAACGGAGUUGGGCCAAAUAUUUUUUAGUUAUGGUAUUGUUUUUGGUAUAGCUGUGGCCAUGGUUCGUGAAUCGUCCACAAUAAUGUUAGGUAAUUAUUUUAAGCGACGUAGGCAAUUUGUCGAAAUGGUCGCCAUGUCUGGCGAAGGCGUGGGCAUAUCGAUUUUCUCUGUGAUACUGCGAGAGGGUGUUGGCAAUGCUGGUUGGCGUGUUGGGCUCCAAAUUGUUGCUGGCCUCGUAGCGGUUAGUUUCUUUAUGGGUUUAUUAUAUAGACCUGCAUCACUAUAUCAUCCCCAACGGCGCGCCAUACAACAUUUGAAAAACCAGAGAAAAAAGAUGCAUGAGAACAAAUCCAGAGCUGUGGUCACAACAGAACAGAAAACAGUCCGUUAUUUAUUUAUCGACAUAUCACCCUUCAAAUCAACUAAUGUGAAAAUACUACUCGUAUCAGCUGCCGUGGCGGCGUUGGGCAUUUACACGCCCAUGAUCUCAAUGACCUUGACUGUUGCCAAGGAGGGCCCCGAUAUAGAAGACUUAGUACUGCUGCAGACUUUUUUAGGCGUCUCUACCACAAUCGGCGUAUUUAUAGCCGGUACAAUAUUGCGUAAGACUUUUAGAAUAGGUAGCUUUUUAAUAACCUCACAAAUUGUGUCUCAGGUAUUUAUUGCGUUGAUAGCGAUUUCGAUAUUGAGCCUGUCCUUCGUCGUAAGCUUUCGUUGGUUUUGUAUACUCGGCUGGAUGUACGGCAUUGGUUUCGGCGGAUUCCGUUAUGCCUUCAAAAUACUAACACUGGAUCGUGUUAAAGUGAAACAGUUCUCAAAGGCAUGGGGGCUCAUCAAAGGCGCUGAGUCCCUACCGGUGCUCAUUAGCAUACCGCUGACCAGUUUCCUGAACGAUUACUCACUAAAUUAUGGACGCGCUGGUUAUUUUAUUUGCUCAGCAGCCGCCGCUAUUGGUGGUAUUAUAAUAUUCUUCAUGACUUACUCAACCGUGGAGCAGGAGCUCAGCAGUCAGGGCAACAAUAAGAAGCAUGGCAAUGGUGCUCUACCGACGCUACGUCCAUUUCCACAAUACUGCAAACUGCAUGGCUUUCAUGAGCCCGUGGUGGACUUUAAUGUUUACAAUGGCUGUGAUUAUCCCGCGCCCGAUUUACUGAUGAGUCGCAGUUGUGUAAGCCUGAAUCAAGUGGAUUUCGAGAAUCUCUGUCGCAAUAAUGCCUACUGUGAUCGCUGGCGUAUGCCGAGCGUGCACAAAUUGCAAAACUGUGCGGUACACGGUGCGGGUGCGGCACGAGGCCGUGGCCAUAUGGCGGACAUGAGUCGACCGCAUAGUCCACACUAUGAUAUUGAGCAAGGUUAUGCGAGCAUGGGACGUAGUGUGGGCAAGCGACUGCAGAAGAGCUUGUCCUUCAUUCAAAAUCCAUAUUGCUGUAAUGGACAGUGGUAUUGCAAUUGCCAUGACAACUAUCAGUGGGCGCAGACGUCACCGAGAUCGCAUAUACAUCAACCGCUGCUAUGCACCUGCAAUCAGGGCUCCACGAACUAUUUGCAAAACUCGCGUAGUCGUAGCGUGCCUGAGGGUCUCUCCACCAUCGGCAAUCAGGUGUGCAGAUGCAAGACAACGGCAACCCCCGCAGCGACGACGACAUCGCGUCUCGGCUCUUCCACAGCCUUAUCACGUGAAGUUAUCUAUUUGCCGCGUCAUGAUCACGACUACGACUUCACGUGUCGGCAUCAUCAAAGGGGUGUUGGCGCAGCAGCGGCCACAGCAACGGCAGCGGCAGUCGCCGCUAUACACGGGGCCGCAACAACACCGCGCUACCGCCAUCGACGCACACAAUCGCUCUCCAAACCACUACAAUAUGUCGAACAGAUAACGACAUCGGUGUAGGCGAAUAAUUAAUAAAAAUUAGAUAGACGAAAGACAGUUGGUGCAAUAACUGUUACUAGGCAAAGGUUGAAGGCUGUGAAGAUGAUGCACGAGCGUUGAAAUUUUAAAUAAUUUAUUGAAUUUGUUUUAAGUGCUGAGCGUGGUGUUGGAAACCUAGUGAAAGUAACUGUUGGUAUUGACAAUUAUUUCCUUAGCUAGAAAAACUAGGUUCAAGCCACCGUUUUCUAAACCAGUGCUCCAAAGUCGGAGAAUUUCCUUGGAAGUCCCAUGCUUUAUUUGAAAAUAUAUGUAAACAUAUAAAUUUCGAGGCCGGAAAUGGAUUGAGAGAUCGUGGCUACAAAUAACCGAUCGGUAUAUUAAGGUCAUUUCCUUUCCUAGAGGUUCUGUCGGUAAAAACUUUUUGUGUUAUGUUUGUAACGCCGUACACUUGUCGCCGGAAUCUUCUAAGCCAAAUUUUUAUCGCCUUGGAGUUUCGAGUUUAGUCGUAUUUGGUUCAUCAGAGUCUAAAAAAGCAAAUUAUAUCCAAAUUUUUCAUUUCGGAAAUGUUUGGAGAUUGGACAAACUUUUGAAGACUGCGGAGUCCAGACUUACAUAAAAUCUUUCACGUAAUAAAUAUGUUGACUUUUCUACUUCUAAAGCAACCCUGCAAAUAUUUUUACGCUCAACAGGGUAUACAAAGUUUACCACGAAGUGUGUAACCCCUAGAAAGAAACUUCGGAUAAUCUAUAAAAGAUGAUGAACGUGACAAGCUGAGUUGAUUUAGCAAUGUCCGUCUGUUGUUCGUCUCUAUAUAGACGAGAUAUCGAUCUGAAAAUUUAGGCCUGUAAUUUUCUCACCAAGCAGCUCCUCACUUGUUGGAACGGCCGAUAUUGGACCAGUAUAGCAUAUAGCUGCAAUACAAACUGAACGAUCGGAAUCAAGUGCUUGUAUGGACAACUUUUUCAUUUGACGAGAUAUCUUCACGAAAUUUGCCAUGGAUUAUUUUUGAAGAAAAUGAAGUAACUCACCAAAAAAUUGUUCAGAUCGAGUGGCUAUAGCAUAUAGCUGCCAUACAAACUGAUUGAUCCAAGUGCCUGUAAGCAAUAUUUUUUAUUUGUGAAGGGUAUUAAAGCUUCAGUGCAGCCGAAGUUAAUGUGUUUUCUUGUUUAUGAUUGUUUAUUGUGCUCAAAAAAUAAUACAUAUGUGCUUUACUUUUUGAUAUCACGGUAUCUGUCAACGCACGUGGAUUGUCUACAAUGGCCUUGAACGUAGCAGGUAAAAGAUGUGCGUUGAAAAAAAUUAAAAAAAUAAAUUCUAAAAUUUUAAGCGAAGCAUGACAACAAAAAGUAUGCACCAAAUGCUUGCGGUCUACAUACUUACUGUACAGACAGUACAUACGAAUAUGAGCGUAUUUGUUAAAGAAGAUCUAAUUCACGAAUGUAUUUACACUUCUAGUCUCUUAGAAACUAUUAUUUCACUUUUCUCAACUCAGAACACAAAAAAAAUAAAGUAAAAUGUUGCUAAUGUAAUUUUAUAUAACGAAAUACAUACAUACAUAUAUACUUCUAAAGCUACAUAUAUAAGCCAGCAAAAAACUAAAAACUUGCAAGAGCGCAAUGAAUUCUACAAACUACAAAAAUAAAAAUAAAAAAUUAAAUACAAUUAUGUAUAAAUAGUUACGUACUUACAUACAUACACUUACAUAUAUACUUAUACAUACAUAGCUAUAUAUAGGCGCAAUGUACUUUUCGAGUAUUAUUAAUGAUGCAUUAGCAUUUUGAUAGUCAAUCAACUAACGGUAAGCAAGUGAGAGCAAAACUUUUACAACUACAUUUUUUACCUUCACCACUACCACCACCACCAACAACAAUGACCUAAACAAAAAACAAAAACAACACCACCACAACCCGUCACAUCACUGGACCCCACUUAGAGCCUAGUACCCCCUAAUGCCCCUAAGGAGUUUGAAAGCUUUAUCUCAAUAGUUUGUAUGUAUUUAGUAGAUAAAUAAAAAUUAUAAAUUAAAAAAAAACAUAUUUCAAAGCAUAAAACUAAAUAAAUUAGGUACGAAAAUUUAGAAAUAUGUUAUUGAAACUCGUAAAUUAUGAAUGAAUGCAGCGAGCUAUUAAAUCAAUGUUGUAUGUGUAUGUGUGUGUAGUUGUAGCAUAAAUAUUUAAGUAUUGGUUUUAGUCAAUUUAGUUGUAAUUAGGAAAAUGUGUGUGAAUGAAUAUGUGUGUGUGUGGUUUCAAUUGUGUGAUUGACCGGUGUUUUCAAAGUGUUGUAGUAAUAUUUGUAAAAGCAACAACAUUACAACAACAAUAAUUUUGCAUAAAGUGCGACGGAAAGCCAACCACACACAGCGCCACAAACCAACUGCUGAGUACAAAUAAAACAAACAAAUACACUGCGCGUCAACAAAUUGGUAUAAGCAGCUAACAGUGGAGGCCAAAAAUAUGAGUACGAAAAAAAUUAUUUUGGAAAUUUCUAAAUUUUGCGCUCAAUUAACGCUUUGGUGAUAAUAUUUUAUGAAAAAAAAAUAUUUUUGGUUUAUAAUUAUAUUAAUUAAAUUAGAAAAAAUUUUAAAAAUUGUAAAAAAUAUCGACAACAUUAAUAUUAUAUUAUA
Molecule: messenger RNA, 7498 nt
Organism: Bactrocera neohumeralis
Lineage: Eukaryota; Metazoa; Arthropoda; Insecta; Diptera; Tephritidae
Exons: 12
Coding region: 2002-4896 (964 amino acids)
Biological process (GO): transmembrane transport
Molecular function (GO): monocarboxylic acid transmembrane transporter activity
Source: RefSeq, a predicted model, not a curated record